Messenger RNA from Aspergillus wentii DTO 134E9, 1089 nucleotides. Its product is annotated as arabinan endo-1,5-alpha-L-arabinosidase. The record is from RefSeq and is a predicted model, not a curated record. NCBI's taxonomy places the organism in Eukaryota, Fungi, Ascomycota, Eurotiomycetes, Eurotiales, Aspergillaceae. The transcript is spliced from 3 exons. The coding region runs from base 1 to 1089 and encodes 362 amino acids. Gene Ontology annotation, biological process: carbohydrate metabolic process. Gene Ontology annotation, molecular function: arabinan endo-1,5-alpha-L-arabinosidase activity.
AUGGUCCGGUUACUACCUUCGCUCUCUAUAUUCUCGCUCGCUGCGGUGGGCACUGCCUUACCACAAGGACCAGUGAACUUCCCUCGCGAUCCAGACGCUACCUUCCCUCCCACACAUGGAACGGAGCUCCGUAUCCAUGACCCUACCAUCAUCAAGGUUGGCCCGACGUACUACUCGUACGGUGUGGGAGAGCACAUGGUGAUCCACGAGGCACCUUCCAUGGACGGCCCCUGGCAACAGACCGGCCAUGUUCUCGACGCCGAAAGUGUGAUCCCCAAGGGCGAUCGCAAGGCCCCCUGGGCCCCUACAACCAUCCAGCUCGGCGACACUUUCUACAUCUACUACUGUGUCAGUGUUUCCGGCUGCCGUGACAGCGCCAUUGGUGUGGCCACCUCCAAGACCCCGGGUCCUGGUGACUGGACCGACCACGGUGCAAUCUUCGAAUCUGGUUCAGGACCAGGAUCCGACCAGACUCCUUUCAACAGUUCGAACGCGAUCGACCCUGCAGUUUUGGUUGAGAGCGACGGAAAGGGAUAUGUCAGCUUUGGCAGCUACUGGUCGGGCAUCUGGCAGGUCCCCUUGGGCGAGGACCUGAUCUCCCCUGGUGAUGUCUCCCAGGCAAACCACCUGGCCUACGCCCCCAAGGCGAUGUUCCCUGGCAGCACCAACCCAGAGCACCCUGAGUGUGCUGACCCCAGCGGCGGUCGUCCCGUCGAGGGAAGCUUCAUCUCCUACCAUGCACCAUGGUACUACCUGUGGUUCAGCUAUGGCCAGUGCUGCGGCUUUGACCUCAACAACCUUCCUCCCCCUGGUGAUGAAUACCACAUCCGUGUCGGACGGUCGGUCAGCCCCCACGGUCCCUUCGUGGACAAGGAUGGCGUCGACUUGGUUGACGGCGGUGGUACCACCGUCUACGGCUCCAACCGCGAUGUCUACGCCCCCGGUGGAAACGGUGUCUUGGUCGAUGAAGAUGGCGACAAGCUCUUCUAUCACUACCAGAACAAGACCGUCAGCAUCACUGACUUCUGGGAUGCCCGAAUGGGCUGGAACAAGCUGGAAUACCCCGGCGGAUGGCCCGUUGCAGUGUAA